Molecule: messenger RNA, 2832 nt
Organism: Pleurotus ostreatus (oyster mushroom)
Lineage: Eukaryota; Fungi; Basidiomycota; Agaricomycetes; Agaricales; Pleurotaceae
Exons: 13
Coding region: 1-2832 (943 amino acids)
Biological process (GO): maturation of SSU-rRNA
Cellular component (GO): Pwp2p-containing subcomplex of 90S preribosome; small-subunit processome
Molecular function (GO): snoRNA binding; protein binding
Source: RefSeq, a predicted model, not a curated record
AUGGUGCAGAGCUAUUUGAGACAUGGGCCAACGCAGGCUUUUGGUCUCGUCUGCAGUUCGUCAUCCAACUCUGUGUUCGAUGGAAGGCGAGCGUAUGUGCCAGCCUUGGAAGAUGUGUUAGUAUGGGAUGUAAAGAAAGGAGAGAUGCUAGCUAUGUGGCACGACACUGGCCACAGAGCCGAGGUCACUUGUAUCCGUCGCUCACCUAAAAACGAUACAUUUGCUGUGGGAUAUGCCGACGGGUCAAUUCGACUGUGGAACGCACCUAGUGGCGACGUUAUCUGUGUCCUCAACGGUCAUAAGAAGGCCAUCACAGCUCUGGCAUUCGAUGACGAGGGCACACGCCUGGCCUCAGGAUCGCAGGAUACCGAAUUGAUCAUUUGGGAUGUGGUUGCCGAGUCGGGCUUAGUGAAGCUGCGAGGACAUCGCGAUCAGAUAACCGCUAUCCACUUCGUUUCUCCCUCCGACGACCAGCCUUCAACUUCAACAGGUGCUCGAUCAACAUUUUUGCUUACAGCUUCGAAGGAUACAUUCAUCAAGCUAUGGGACCUCAACCUCAACCACUGUAUACAGACGGUCGUCGCUCAUCGCGCCGAAAUAUGGGCCAUGGCCCUCGAUCCUGAGCAGAGUCUGCUGUUCACCGGAAGUAGCGAAGGCGAAAUGAAGGCCUGGCGAUUAGAUCAUGAAAGUAUGAGAGGGGGGUUGAGGGAAACGGACUCUGGAGAGGUUGUUCAAAUCAUACACCCCAUCACCAAAAUCCCACUCUCCUCCAGCCAUCGUGUCUCUCAGAUAACAUUCCACCCAACUCAACCCUACCUCGCCGUACAGUCUCACGACCGAUCCGUGGAGGUGUUCCGCGUGAGGACGCAGGAUGAAAUACGAAAGAAGCAAAUACGCCGUAAGAAACGUGCAGAGGAAAAGGGGAAAGCAAAAUCAAAAGGUGGGGAGGAGAAAGAAGGUGGUGUGGACACUGGAUCAGAGGAAGUCAAACUGGUUGACCUGUUUGAGCCGUAUCUCGUCAUCCGGGCUACUGGGAAAGUCAGGUCCUUCGAUUUUGGCCCAGAGAGUGGAACAAAAGGCGGAGCCCAGAUAUUGACAGCCUUGGCGAACAACGCAUUGGAGAUCUAUACCAUACCUCAGCCCACAAAAGCGAAAGGCUCGCUGCCUGAAGCAACUAGAACCUCCACAGUCGACCUCCCCGGUCAUCGCACGGACGUCCGAACUCUAUCCUUGAGCUCCGAUGAUCGCAUACUGGCUUCAGCAUCGAACGGUUCGCUUAAAAUAUGGAACAUGAAAACGACUGCCUGCAUAAGGACCCUUGAAUGUGGUUAUGCCAUUUGCAGUACAUUCCUUCCUGGGGAUCGCCAUAUCGCAAUCGGCACCAAAUCUGGGGAAAUCUUGAUAUAUGACUUGGCCUCAUCCAGUCUGAUCGAGACUGUUAAAGCCCAUUCUGGUACUGUAUGGUCACUCCAUGUCCACCCCGACGAAAAGGCACUUGUUAGCGGGAGUGCUGAUAAAGAAGUCAAGUUUUGGGAGUUUGAACACAAAGACGCGUCGGAAGAUAGUGCUCAGAGUGGCAAAGUAUUGUCUCUCGUUCAUGUCCGGACCCUAAAGAUGACAGAUGAGGUUUUGGCUGUGAAAUACAGCCCAAACGGCAAGCUGUUAGCAGUAUCUCUGCUAGAUUCCACAGUAAAAGUCUUCUACCAAGACACUCUGAAAUUCUUCCUAUCUCUGUACGGCCACAAGCUCCCAGUGCUGGGGAUGGAUAUAUCAGGCGAUUCAAAACUGAUUGUGACUUGUUCCGCCGACAAAAAUGUCAAGAUAUGGGGCUUGGAUUUCGGCGAUUGUCAUAAAUCGAUAUUCGCGCAUGACGAGAGCGUCAUGCAGGUGGCCUUUGAGAAGGAUAGCCACUACUUCUGGACGGUAGGAAAGGACAGUAUGCUGAAAUAUUGGGACGGCGACAAGUUCGAGAGCAUCCAGAAGCUGGAGGGACAUCAUGGGGAGAUUUGGGCCCUCGUAGUGAGCAACGGUGGUAACUUCGUUGUCACAGGCUCGCAUGACAAGUCAAUACGAGUGUGGGAGAAGCUCGAUGAACCCCUAUUCCUCGAAGAGGAACGGGAACGAGAGCUAGAACAACUCUACGAAAUCGGUGCUGCCGAUGCCCUCGGCGACUCACAUACCAUCAGGCCACCCGGCGAGAGCCAAGAACAAGCAGAAGUAGGCGCCGUUACGAAGCCAACGUCUGAAACGUUGAUGGCGGGCGAACGGAUUGUCGAGGCUAUUGAUUUGGCUGACAACGAGCUUGCCAUCUUCCGAGAGUACGAGCAAGCCAUGGCGGGACUGUCGUCCGACGACGCGAUGAGAAUGCAGGCACCCCCUCGUAACCCCGUUCUCGCCGCCUACGAUGUAACCCCAGAAGCAUACGUCCUGCAAGUCAUCGAGAAGAUUCCCAACGCAGCUUUACUAGAUGCCCUGUUGACUCUUCCUUUCCAGAAGGUGAUGUCUUUGAUGGGGUAUCUCAGCGAGUGGGCCAAGAACGAAUGGAAUAUCAUUCUCUCCUCGCGGAUUAUAUUCUUCUUGCUCAGGACCCAUCACCACCAAGUCGUCACGAACCACAUCAUGCGCACGUCCCUCAUCCCUCUACGCAAGAAUUUACGCUCUGCGCUCACCAAGCAGAAGGAUGUCACUGGUUACAACCUUGCCGCCCUGCGCUUCAUGCAGCGCAGAAAUAUAUCAGAUCACGCCACCCAGUUUGUCGACGCCGAACCUGACGAAGAUCAAGUUCGCUCCAAGAUCAUGGAGGUCAAAAAGAGGAAGAGAGUAAAAGUAUAG